Paramecium sonneborni is the source of this 1258-nucleotide messenger RNA. NCBI's taxonomy places the organism in Eukaryota, Ciliophora, Oligohymenophorea, Peniculida, Parameciidae. The record is from the annotation of a GenBank genome assembly.
AUGUCUAUAACACUAAUAUGCCUGGCUCCACAUAAAUGUAAAAGAAAACUAUGUAUUUAAUGCUAAUCUAAACAUGGGGUGGAAUUUAAAUAUUUUCUUUAGAUUGAUGAGUACUAUUAGACACUGAAAAAGGAAAUCAUUGAUUAAUUCAAAUUAGUAUAAUUAAGAAUCAGUUUCACAAUCUUACUUUUUGAAAUUGAAUAAAUGAUGAAGAAUAUACAGAUAGAUUUAAAGGAAUGCAUUGGAUAUAUUUCAAAUCGGCUUUAAAAAGAAGAUUAAUUAUAAAUUAAACUCAAUAACUAUUAGGAUACUUUAUUAGAAUCUUCUUAAACUGAUUGGGAUUAUAUAGCUUAAAUAUUAGAAGGAAAAACUUUUAGAGAAUGGUAUAUUCAAAAUAACUAUUUUGCGAUGCAACUAGAAAAAGCCAAGAAUUUUUUUUAAAAAAACAUUAAUGGUUUAAAUAAAAUAUUUAAAUAGGAAAUCAAAGAGAUUUUGUCUAAAUUUGAGCAACAGUAUUUUUUUAAUUAUUUUUUCAGUUAUAGUUAAAAUUAGGAGGUAAAGCUAUCGUAGGAAAGAAUUUUAGAAUAAGAGGGAAUCAUUUGGCAUUAUGGAUUCAAUAUACCUGAAGCUAUAAAAAUUAAAUUGUUUAUUCACGUUUCAAAUGAUAAUUAAAUAAUUUACACAAAAGAUGGGUAGAUUGUGAGAAUGUAAUAAUUUAAAUUAUUGAAUUUAAUAGUGAUUUAAGAAAAGAACCUAUUGAUCGUUUACUUUUGUUAAAAAAUUUAGAAUAAAUAUAGCAUCUGUAACGGUCAGGAAACUAUGGAAAAUAAAAUUAAAAGGAAAGUAAUUGGAUAGCCACCUGAAAAGGAGAAAUCUUAAAUGAUGUAGGAGGUAAGUACUACGAGGGAAAAAAAGAAGGAUUAUGGAAGGAAAUAAUUCAGAAUUAUUGGAGGUAAUUAUAAUAAUAUUUUCAGCGAAGCUUAAGUGUAUGAAAUUGGGAAAUACAUAAAUGAUUAGAAAGUAGGAAUUUGGAAGUAUAUUUAUGAUGAUUCAGAAAUGUAAUAGUUUAUGAUUAAGCAAAUUAGUGGAGGUGGUAAAUACAAUAGUAGAAGUUAAAAAACUGGAAAAUGGGUUGAAUUAAGUGAUGGGUUUUGGAGGUAUUCAUAAGUCACUUAUAGUGGCAAAUUUAAUGAGAACGGCAAAAAGGUAGGCAGAUGGGAAAUUGAUAUUUAAAUAAUUACAAAAAUUAAAUAAUUGA